UCAAGUAUGCUCCUACUAGCCCUGGUAAUUUUUUUACCAUUCUUAAAUCACCACUGAUGGGGAAUCCUGUGGAUUACCUCAAAACUAAAACAGUUUGACUGCUUGAAUAUCCUUACAGGUGGAGACUGUUACAGGGGUGUCCCUAACAGGUCAACGUAAGCAUGAAAACAUAUUUAUCUUCAGAGUAUUGGGGGGAAAGUUAUGUAACAAGUAUAACACACCAUUGCAGUAGGAAGAAAAUCGUGUUAUGGCACCAUCGGGAAGAAAGCAUGGAGGAAAAGCUGGUAAACCAGCGCAGGAAGAUAAAGCCAUACCUGCCUAUGACUUUCAGGAGGAGAGAAAAGAGCUGAGUGGAUCAGAGGAAGAUAUUAGAGAAGGCGAAACACCAGUAAUGGACAAGCAUGGAAAGAAAAGACCUUUGGUGACUACUCAUGUGGUUCCAGAUGAUGUGGGGGGUGAAGUACAGAAUAUGCUGGAAAGAUUUGGAGCUGACAUUAACAAGGCUCUCUUAGCUAAGAGGAAAAGAUUAGAAAUGUAUACGAAAGCCUCACUCAAAACCAGUAACCAGAAGAUUGAACAUGUUUGGAAAACACAGCAGGAGCAAAGGCAGAAGCUCAAUCAUGAGUUCUCCCAGCAGUUCCUGACUUUAUUUCAGCAAUGGGAUGUAGAUGUGCAGAAAGCAGAGGAGCAGGAAGAAAAACUAGCGAAUAUGUUUCGUCAGCAACAAAAAGUUUUUCAACAGGCAAGAAUUGUUCAAAGUCAGAGACUGAAAACCAUUAAGCAACUCUAUGAGCAAUUCUUAAAGAGCAUGGAAGAGCUGGAGAAGAGCAAUGAAAAUCUUCUAGCUGGUGCACAAAGUGAACUUCGCAAAGAAAUGGCUAUGUUGCAGAAGAAGAUUAUGAUGGACACCCAACAGCAGGAGAUGGCAACUGUUCGCAAGUCUCUUCAGUCCAUGUUAUUCUGA
Gavia stellata (red-throated loon) is the source of this 964-nucleotide messenger RNA. RefSeq names its product synaptonemal complex protein 3 (gene SYCP3). The coding region runs from base 248 to 964 and encodes 238 amino acids. The record is from RefSeq and is a predicted model, not a curated record. Gene Ontology annotation, biological process: spermatid development; meiotic cell cycle. NCBI's taxonomy places the organism in Eukaryota, Metazoa, Chordata, Aves, Gaviiformes, Gaviidae. The transcript is spliced from 8 exons. Gene Ontology annotation, cellular component: synaptonemal complex.